GCCGCAGAGUAUCCCGCCUCCAAGAAAGUCAGAACCAGCUUCGCUGGACUGUCGCAAACAACUAACAAAUUAGCCAAACUGCCCCCUCAUCUCCUCAUGAGCACAAAUAGCGCACGCAUCUUCAAAUCCUGCAAAAAAAAAAAAAAAAAGAAGAAGAGAAAAGAAAACAGAGCAGAAAAAUAAAAUAAAAUAACAAUCUGCUGUAGGAGAAUCUAAAAAUUUAGAGAGAGAGAGAGAGAGAGAGAGAGAGAGAGAGAGAGAGAGAGAGAGAUUUGCAGAGAUGGCGUUACUCAAGUAAAACCGAUUCGCUCAACAGAUGGAUUACUGUCUUGGCGGUGAGAGCCCGGCAGUUCUGCAGCUCCAUAAAUGGGGCCCCUCUCAGUUCAAUAUUGACUUGUCGGAAUUUCGGGAGGGUUUUAUAUCGCCGACGAGGGAGCUUUUGCUGUUACUGUCUUAUCAAUGUGAAGCCUUGCUCCUUCCUUUAGUUGCCGGGGAAUCUGUGAUUAAUCGUGUUUCAGAACCUUUGAAUGAUGAAAGGCUUCAAUGUCGAUCUUCAGCAGCUUUCAGCUCUGAAUCAUGGACAGAACCUAGUAGGUCAGAUUUGAAGGAUGAUAUUCCAUGCACUUCUGCAUCAGUAAAGGAUUUUGAUAAUGGUUUUUCUCUUGAACAUGAAUUUUCAAGAUCUAAUAAUUCUCGUUUUGUUUGUGAUGUGAAUUCACUGGCUUGGGGUGUGUGUGGGGAUACUUAUAAUCAGCACAAGGAGGCUUCAUUUAGAGAGUUUCUAUUUGUGUCUAGUAGCAAUGGUGUUACAGUGCAUGCUUUCCGUAAGCCUGAUAUUGAUGGUGGAACAACUAAAACUGCACUUGAGGAUGAGUUUGGUCAAGGGAGGUGGGUUGAUUGGGGCCCUUCCUCUACACCAGCUCAAAAUUUGAAGGAUCGGGGCUCUUCAGGCUUGUGUUCUGAAGGCACAUCUACCGUCGUGGCUGAUGACAGGGCCAAUGGAAAUAGAGGAAGUCUGCAAGACAUAGAUAAGGAGAGUGGGGCUGAUGAGCUGUUGAGAGGUGUUGCUUCAAAGAGGUGGUUGCGCUCAUUCUCCAUCAAAGUCAAGACUAUCAAAUCUGAGGGUAACAUCUGGACCAGGUUUCCAGAGAAGGCAUCUUUUCCUGGCUCUGUGGAGGUUGUUUCCUUUAGCGUUUUUGACAGGACUUCACCACUACUGAACCUACUUUAUCAUGACAAUUCCAUCACAACAAAUGGGGAGGAGAGCAAGUGCGAAUCCAUGUUCAAUCCAGAGAACGAGAGAGUUAUAACCAAGUCUGAUGAUUUUUGUAUUGGUUCAUACAAAUGCUCCCGAGUUUUCCCCAGCAAUUCACAUCACCUAAUUGGAUUUGUUUUAACACUGGUUGAUUCUGCUGUUGUGAGUACUGGGAAUGAAAGUGAAAGAAGCAAGACAAAAAGUAUACUUCUUGUUGGAAAGCUAGACAGUUGGGGAAUCCAAUGGGUUUCCUUAGUGAAGCUUACACAAAGUGUACAUGUAGACUAUGUGUCUGAGUGGGCAGACUUUUGCUUUUCUGAUAACCUUCUUGUUUGCCUAAAUGCUUCUGGCUUAAUCUACUUUUAUGCUGCAAUGUCCGGUGAGCUUGUUGCUUAUGUAGAUAUUUUACAAGCUUCUGGGUUAAACCCUCAUUCAGUCCUAUGGCAGCAAGAAAAAAUGACUAUGGCUGCUGAUUUUCAGAUCAAACAAGUUGAAGAAGUUCGUGAUAAGUCAACUUCCCAAUGUGUUGAUCUCCUUGGUAAAGGAAUGUUUAGAAAAUUGCUUACUGGAUCCCAUACGUCCUUUUUAGCUGUAGUUGAUGAAUAUGGAGUAGUGUAUGUCAUGCGUACUGGUGACUCUUUCUCAAACAACUCCUAUGCUUGUGAUAAAUUGCUUCCACAUUUUCAACAUUUAGGGCUUGGGAUAUUGGCUGGCUGGAAGGUUGGUGGUUCUGACAUUGGGCACCAAUGGGUAUAUUCUAAUGAUCCAUCCACUAGGAAUGAAAAGGUCUUCUUUUUGGAUAAUGCUGGAAAAAAUGCACUUCAUAAAAUCCAAAUCUCGAACUGCCAUGGGUGUGAGGACUUGAUGAGUGGUUUUUCUGAGAUAGCCACUCACACAUUUCAUGAUUCUGAAGUAUGUUCCCACCUGAUGCGGAAAGUCUUUCUUCCCACAAAGAGAUCUAGUGAAGAUGAUUACAUCUGUUUUUCUCCUAUGGGAAUCACUCGACUCAUUAAGAAGCACGAUACUAAAAGUCAAAGCACUACUCAACUUGUUCAUUUUAAUAUGCACACAAGCUCAGCAGUUCUUGAUGACAGAUGCUUGAAUACUAGGGUUAACAUGAGUUAUAGCCAGGGAAAGGGAGAAGCUUCUUUUGGAGAAGCAGUUGGUUGUACCUUCCAAGGAUUCUUUUAUUUGGUGACUGAAGUUGGUCUUUCAGUUGUUCUUCCCUCUGUUUCUGCUACAUCAGAUUUCCUUCCUGUUGAAACCAUUGGAUAUCAGCAGCACCUUAUCAACACAGAUAUUGGAUGGCGAGCAAGAAGAAUGCUGGAAAUAAGAGAGUCAAAUGAACCCUUCUCACCUUGGAAAGUAGAAGUUUUGGAAAGAGUGCUUCUCUAUGAUGGCCCCGCAGAGGCAGAUCACUUAUGUUUGACAAAUGGGUGGGAGUUGAAAAUCUCUAGGUUGCGGUGGCUACAAAUGGCAUUGGAAUACCUGAAAUAUGAUGAAAUAGAGCGAUCUCUGGAAAUGCUUGUCAGCAUUAACCUAGCAGAAGAAGGCAUUUUGAGAUUGCUCUUUGCUGCAGCUUAUCUGAUGUCUCACAGAAAUAGCAAUGAUAAUGAGGUCUCUGCUGCAUCAAGGCUCCUUGCAUUAGCCAGCCACUUCACAACUAAAAUGAUCCGGAAAUGUGGGUUACUCCAGCAUAAGAAAGAUGCAUAUGUAUUACCUGGUUUUGGGAUGAUCCCUUUGCUCUCUCUUCCACCAGUUUUACCGCAUAAAUUACAGAAUGAAAUGGGGGACUCCAGAAGUCUUCAUGAUAUGGCUCACCUUUUGGAGAUUAUUCGGAAUCUUCAAUCUGGACUGAGCUCAAAAUUGAAGAAUAAGGGUGUGGGAUUGGUGGAUGGCAGGGAGGAAUUGAGCUCGGUGGAGGCAAAUUUAUCGCAGGACGAAUCUCAGCUUUCAAUUCUUUCGGCAGAUGCUACAUCAUCAGACACACCAAACCAGCAAGAACUUCUGGUUUCUGCAUCUUCUGUUGUUUCUAAUAAUGAGAAGCUUGCUUUGAUGCAUUGUGAUUCCUUGGAUAUAGAAGAUUCAAAUGGAGUAUCUGUUCUUGUGCCACAGGGUGGUAAUUGGGGAAAAAAAGUUUUUCCAUCUGAAAACCCUAAGGAGAUGAUUGCACGAUGGAAAAUGGAUAAUUUAGACGUAAAAACUGUCGUUAAAGAUGCACUACUAUCUGGUCGUCUUCCUUUGGCAGUUUUGCAAUUGCAUCUUCAUCGUUCUAGAGAUUCAGAGACUAAUAAAGAGCCACCCGAUACUUUUAGUGAAGUUCGUGACAAUGGAAGAGCCAUUGCUUAUGACCUAUUUUUAAAGGGGGAAACUGAAUUUGCUGUUGCAACGUUGCAAAGGCUUGGGGAGGAUGUUGAAACCUGCCUCAAGCAGCUAUUGUUUGGCACGGUCAGGAGAUCUCUUCAACUUCAAGUGGCAGAAGACAUGAGAAGAUAUGGUUAUCUGGGACCAUAUGAAUGGGAAACAUUGGAGAAGAUAUUAAUCAUCGAGAGGCUGUACCCUAGCAGUAGUUUCUGGAGAACUUUUGUUGGUCGGCAGAAGGCAUUAAAGAGAGCCACAUUGACUUUGAAUUCACCAGGCCAAAUUAAGCUGCAGCUAUUGCCUUCAUAUCUGUUUAGCAAUCUUAUCAUUGAGUGUGGUGAAAUUGAUGGAGUAGUUUUAGGUUCAUGGACAAGCAUCAAUGGAAACUCUCCUGAUCCUGUAGUUGAUGAAGAUACUGCUCAUGCUGGAUACUGGGCUGCUGCUGCCGCUUGGUCUAGUGCCUGGGACCAGAGAACCAUUGAUCGUAUAGUUUUGGAUCAACCUUUCCUUAUGGGCGUUCAUGUAUUGUGGGAAUCUCAACUAGAGUACUAUCUAUGCCACAAUGACUGUGAGGAAGUUUCCAAACUUUUGUACCUCAUACCUACAUCUGUUUUAUCAGAUGGAAGCCUCCAGAUCACUUUGGACAACUUUCAGCAUGCUCCAGAGGUUGGAUGCAAUCGUGAAAUUCCUGAGUACAACAGUUAUAUAUGCUCCAUUGAAGAAUUGGAUUCAGUGUGCAUUGAUAUUCCAGGGGUCAAGAUUUUCAGGUUUCCUGCCAAUGCAUUUUGCUCUAUGUGGUUAAGAAUGCUCAUGGAGCAGGAGCUUGCAAAGAAAUUUAUAUUUUUGAAGAAAUACUGGGAAGACACUGCUGAGAUUGUAGCUCUGCUUGCUCGUUCAGGCAUCAUAACUAGCAGGUCUGAUAAAAUGACAUUGGAGGACUCUUCUGUUGAGGCUUCAUCUGAUCUCAAUAUAACAGAUGAUGCUGUCCCCAUGGAAGCUUUGCAUAAAUUACUCUUACAUUACUGCGUGCAAUGUAACUUGCCAAAUCUUUUGGACCUUUAUCUUGACCAUUGCAAGUUGGUUCUAGAUAAUGAUUCACUUGGUUCAUUACAAGAAGCUGCAGGUGAUUGUCAAUGGGCAAAAUGGUUGCUUUUAUCUAGGAUUAAGGGGCAUGAAUACAAUGCAUCAUUCUCUAAUGCUCGAACAAUAAUGUCACCUAAUAUAGUUUCUGAUAGCAACCUCAAUGUUCUGGAGAUCGAUGAAAUAAUUCAUACUGUUGAUGAUAUAGCGGAAGGUGGGGGUGAAAUGGCAGCUUUAGCAACUCUAAUGUAUGCCCCUGACCCAAUACAAAAUUGCUUGAGCAGCGGUAGUGUGAAGAGGCAUGGUAGCUCAUCAGCUCAGUGCACUUUAGAAAACCUCAGGCCCACUUUGCAGCGAUUUCCUACUCUGUGGCGCACACUUGUUGCAGCAAGUUUUGGUCAUGAUACAACUUCUAAUUUCUUGGGUCUUAAGGGAAAUAAUGCUUUAGCAGACUAUCUAAAUUGGCGUGACAAUAUCUUCUUCUCUACUACACAUGAUACUUCACUUCUACAAAUGCUGCCAUACUGGUUUCCUAAGACUGUGCGGAGGUUGAUUCAACUUUAUAUUCAGGGUCCUCUUGGUUGGCAAUCAGUGUCAGGUCUGCCUACUGCAGACACUUUGUUGUGCAGAGACUUAGAUUUUUUCAUGCAUUCUGAUGAAAAUACAGAGCUAAAUGCUGUCUACUGGGAGGCAACUAUCCAAAAGCAUGUUCAAGAGGAACUCUAUGAUUCUUCACUUGAGGAAACUAAACUUGGGCUUGAGCACCAUUUACAUCGUGGACGUACACUGGCAGCUUUUAAUCAUAUCCUCAGUGUUAGAGUUCAAAAGUUGAAAUUAGAAGGCCAAUCUGUUGCUUUGUCACAUGGUCAACAAAAUUUUCAAUCCGAUGUUCAGACACUUCUUGCACCUUUGACACAAAGCGAAGAGGCUGUUCUUUCUUCGGUCAUUCCACUUGGUGUCGCUCAUUUUGAGGAUUCUGUGUUGGUUGCAUCAUGUGCUUUUCUCCUUGAACUUUGUGGUUUAUCUGCCAGCAUUAUUCAUGUGGAUGUUUCUGCCUUGAGACGGAUAUCUUCAUUUUACAAAUUGAGUGAGAACAAUGAGAGAUAUAGCCAAAUUUCACCUAAAGGUAAAGGUUCUGCACUUCACGUGGUAUCGCGUGAAGGUAAUGUAGUAGAGUCUCUGGCUCGAUCACUUGCAGAUGAGUAUCUGCACAAGGAUUGUGUAACCAACACUAAGUUAAAGGGGACUUCAAAUUCAUUCAUUGGCAAACAAUCUUCAAGAGUUCCAAUGCUAGUCCUGCAGCAUUUGGAGAAAGCUAGUCUUCCAAUAAUGAUGGAUGGAAAGACUUGUGGAUCUUGGCUACUGACUGGUAGUGGUGAUGGAACUGAAUUAAGAGAUCAACAAAAAGUAGCAAGCCAACACUGGAAUUUAGUUACAGCUUUCUGUCAGAUGCAUCAACUUCCAUCAAGCACAAAGUACCUUGCUGUCUUAGCAAGAGACAAUGAUUGGGUUGGAUUUCUGUCUGAAGCUCAGAUUGGAGGAUACCCUUUUGAUACAGUCGUCCAAGUAGCAACCAAGGAGUUCAGUGACCCACGUCUCAAAAUUCAUAUAUUAACAGUAUUAAAAGGCAUGCAGUCAAGGAAGAAAUCUGGUUCUCCAGCAUAUUCAGAUACUGGGGAAAGUGGAAGUGAAACUUACUGUUUCCAGGAGGACAUACUUAUUCCUGCUGAGCUCUUUAGAAUCUUAGCAGAUUGUGAGAAGCAGAAAAAUCCUGGAGAGUCUCUCUUGAAGAAAGCAAAGGAGAUGUCCUGGUCAAUUUUGGCAUUGAUUGCAUCAUGCUUUCCUGAUUUGUCUCCCUUGUCCUGUCUAACAGUUUGGCUGGAAAUUACUGCAGCGAGGGAAACUUCAUCCAUCAAGGUGAACGGCAUUGCAUCCCAGAUUGCAAAUAAUGUUGGAGCAGCUGUGGAAGCUAUAAAUUCCCUGCCAGCUGGUAGCAGGGUCCUGACAGUUCAUUACAAUCGGCAUAAUGCAAAACGCAGGCGUCUUAUGGAGCCAAUUUAUGUGGAUGUUUUGACUACUUAUGGUGGACCAACAAGGUCUGUUGCCCAAGGCACAGUUGCUGAAGAUGAAAGAAGAGUAGAUAUUCAUGAAAGUGUAAAUGUUUCAAGUGAUUCUGAUCAAGGACCUGUGUCUCUCUCUAAGAUGGUGGCAGUGCUUUGUGAACAACAGUUGUUUCUACCUCUGUUAAGGGCUUUUGAGAUGUUUCUUCCUUUGUGUUCUUUGUUACAUUUCAUUCGCUCUCUUCAGGCAUUUUCCCAAAUGCGUCUAUCUGAAGCUUCAGCCCAUCUGAGUUCCUUUUCUGUCAGGAUAAAGGAUGAACAAUCCAGUAUGCAGGCAAACAUAGGAAUUGAAGGGCAGGUCAGAACUUCGUGGAUAAGCUCCACGGCUGUAAAAGCUGCCAAUGCCAUGCUUGUAACUUGUCCAUCUCCUUAUGAAAAAAGAUGUUUGUUACAACUUCUUGCCGCAACGGACUUCGGUGAUGGUGGAUCUGCCGCAACAUAUUAUCGAAGACUUUACUGGAAAAUCAAUUUAGCUGAGCCUUCACUGCGGAAGGAUGACACUGUACAUCUAGGAAAUCAGGCUCUAGAUGAUGAUUCACUUUUAGAAGCAUUGGAAAAGAACGGGCAUUGGGAGCAAGCACGUAAUUGGGCCAGGCAGUUGGAUGCCAGUGGUGGACCUUGGAAAUCUUCUGUUCACCAUGUUACUGAAAUUCAGGCUGAAUCCAUGGUAGCUGAGUGGAAGGAGUUCCUUUGGGAUGUUCCAGAAGAGAGAGUUGCUUUAUGGGGCCACUGCCAGACACUGUUCGUCAGAUAUUCCUUCCCUCCUUUACAGGCUGGGUUAUUUUUCCUUAAACAUGCUGAAGCCGUUGAGAAGGAUCUUCCAGCGAGAGAGCUUCAUGAAUUGCUGCUGCUUUCUCUUCAAUGGUUAAGUGGGAUGAUCACUCUGUCUAAUCCAGUUUAUCCAGUGCCACUUCUGCGAGAAAUUGAGACUAGAGUAUGGCUCUUGGCAGUAGAAUCAGAAGCUCAGGCAAAGAGUGAUAGAGACUUUACUUCAACCACUUUGAGUCGGGAUCCUUUAAUUGGAAAUACUUCCAAUAUCAUUGACAGGACUGCAAGUUUAAUAACGAAGAUGGACAAUCAUAUCAAUACAAUGAGGAGCAGAACUAUAGAGAAACAAGAUGCAAGGGAAAAUAACUUGACACAGCACAAAAACCAAGUAUUGGAUUCCAUCACUCAGACAACAGGGAGUAGUACAAAGCCAAAACGGAGGGCCAAAGGCAAUGCACUAUCACGACGACCAUUAAUGGACCCCAUUGAUAAAAAUACUGAGCCUGAAGAUUUUUCUACUAACCUCUUUUCUAGAGGUGACUUGCUGUUGCCAGAUGAAAACUUAAAGAUAGAAAUGUCUUUUUCGAAGUGGGAGGAAAGGAUUGGACCUGCAGAGCUGGAAAGAGCUGUUCUUUCUUUAUUGGAGUUUGCACAAAUAACAGCUUCCAAGCAACUUCAAUAUAAGCUGUCUCCAUCACACACCCCUCAUGAAUUUAUACUUGUUGAUGUUACUCUAAAGCUUGCAACUAUAUCUACUCCUGGUAGCAAAAUAUCCAUAUCAAUGCUUGAUGAGGAAGUGCGUUCUGUGGUUAAGUCACAUAAUAUAUUAACUGAGCAGCAUCUGGUUGAUCCACUGCAGGUUAUUGUUCAGAUAUCAGAUAUCUUGGAGAAAUUGGUUACUGUUUUUACUGAAGGUAGUGGACGAGGACUGUGCAAGAGAAUCAUAGCAGUUGUAAAAGCUGCAAAUGUCUUGGGUCUUUCUUUUUUGGAGGCAUUUGAUAAGCAGCCAAUCGAUUUGCUCCAGCUGCUUGCUCUUAAAGCACAAGAGUCAUUUGAACAAGCAUCUCUCAUAGUGCAAACUCAUUCCAUGCCAGCUGCUAGUAUUGCUCAAAUUCUUGCAGAAUCCUUUCUAAAGGGUCUAUUGGCUGCACAUCGUGGGGGGUACAUGGAUUCUCAGAAGGAGGAAGGACCUGCUCCUCUAUUGUGGAGAUUUUCAGACUUCUUAAAAUGGGCAGAGCUUUGUCCUUCUGAACCUGAAAUUGGUCAUGCGUUGAUGCGUUUGGUGAUUACUGGAAAAGAAAUACCACAUCCCUGUGAGGUUGAACUUCUUAUCCUGUCACACCACUUCUACAAAUCAUCAGCAUGCCUGGAUGGAGUUGAUGUUCUUGUAUCCCUUGCUGCCACCAGGGUGGAAGCUUAUGUUUCUGAGGGUGAUUUUCCAUGUUUGGCUCGCCUGAUAACUGGAGUAGGAAAUUUCCAUGUCCUUAAUUUCAUUCUUGGCAUUCUCAUAGAAAAUGGUCAGCUGGAUCUUCUUCUUCAGAAAUAUUCAGCUGCUGCAGAGACAAAUGUGGAAACUGCAGAGGCUGUCAGAGGAUUUCGGAUGGCUGUUCUUACGUCACUGAAGCAUUUUAACCCCAAAGAUCAUGAUGCAUUUGCUAUGGUCUAUAACCACUUUGACAUGAAGCAUGAAACUGCUGCUCUUUUAGAGUCACGGGCAUGGCAGUCUUCUGAGCAGUGGUUUCACCGUUAUGAUAAAGACCAAAAUGAAGACCUCCUUGAAUCAAUGCGAUAUUUCAUUGAAGCAGCUGGAGUUCACUCUUCCAUUGAUGCUGGAAAUAAAACUCGCAGAGCUUGUGCUCAUGCAUCCCUUGUUUCCCUGCAAAUUCGAAUGCCAGAUUGCAAGUGGCUGAACCUGUCUGAAACCAAUGCUAGGCGAUUAUUAGUUGAGCAAUCCCGUUUCCAGGAGGCCUUAAUUGUUGCUGAAGCCUAUGGUCUUAACCAGCCAAGUGAGUGGGCACUGGUGCUUUGGAAUCAGAUGUUAAAACCAGAACUAACAGAAGAGUUUGUCUCUGAAUUUGUGGCUGUUCUUCCACUUCAGCCAUCAAUGCUUGUUGAAUUGGCAAGGUUCUACAGGGCUGAGGUAGCAGCCAGAGGUGACCAAUCCCAAUUCUCAGUUUGGCUGACUGGAGGAGGUUUACCUGCAGAAUGGGCUAAAUAUCUGGAGAGAUCGUUUAGAUGCUUGUUAAAGAGGACUCGGGAUUUGAGGUUAAGGGUGCAGCUGGCCACCACGGCAACUGGUUUUAGUGAUAUCCUUGAUGUUUGCAUGAAAGCAUUGGACAAGGUCCCUGACAAUGCUGCGCCACUAGUCCUCAGGAAAGGUCAUGGCGGUGCCUACCUUCCGCUGAUGUGAAAAAUGGCAAUGUAAAGGUGGUGGUUAUAGCAACUCCGGACUUGAUUACGAUGGAAGGUGAUUGAAAAUAUUGGUGAUAAUAGCUAGAUGCUAUAUCCUCGUAAUGUCUGGUGAUGGACCGGAAAUUGGCCCAGUUGUAAAUUAGCAAAAGAGUUUGAAGAACUAGGAAUAUACAAAGAUCAGCUCAAUUAGUUUAUACAACUGAAACAGUGUAAAUUGGAUUGGUUCUUUUUGCGUUUUGGUGGUGUUCAAUUUGGGGCUAGUUUUAUUUCCCAUUGAUGCCAUGAGCGAGGCCAAGUUCAUUUUUGUAACAAAUAUGUACAAUAUGUCUAUAUGAAGUUGCAAAAUUCUUUUUGACGA
This is a messenger RNA of Populus nigra (black poplar), 10354 nucleotides long. RefSeq lists its product as uncharacterized. The transcript has 26 exons. Lineage: Eukaryota; Viridiplantae; Streptophyta; Magnoliopsida; Malpighiales; Salicaceae. Bases 317 to 9994 code for a protein of 3225 amino acids. Gene Ontology annotation, cellular component: cytoplasm. The record is from RefSeq and is a predicted model, not a curated record.